AUUAGGGUAGUGCAAGCAAAGGACAGACCAAUCAUCGUUGCCAAACACAUCCCUCGUCAAAUGUUUUCCUUUUGAUUUUUAUUUUUGAGCUUGCAGCUCAACUUUACUUUCCGGCGCACUAAGUCAGAACAUCGAUGGACCGGUCGGAGACGAUUGCCGUCAAACACGAACCCAUGACCGUUGACUCUCCUGCAUCUAUCGAAAGGCCUCCUCUUGCUCGACCUCCAAAGCUUGUAGUCUUAGCUGACCUCAAUUUCAAUCCUCCUGAGGCUGAUGAUAUUGACUCAUCCAUUCAAAUCCCUACUCCUCCCAUCGCUAGGUUGAAUAACGAGGAAAAUUAUCAAGAGGGAAGUACAUUAACAUGCAAGGAGGUGGAACCAGGAGAAGUAGAUGCCAAAAAGAGCAGCAAGGUGGGGAAGUGCCGCUCGAGAAGUAAGAUUGAGGGUUCCUCUGACUGUGGAGUUGAUGCAGAUGGUGAUCAGGCUAAUCAAGGGGUCCCUGCAUCCCGGGAAGAAAAAAUCAGUAACCUCAAAAUGGGUCUGAUUCAUGUUGCAAGGAAGAUGCCCAAAAAUGCUCAUGCCCAUUUUAUUCUUGGUCUAAUGUUCCAAAGACUGGGCCAAUCUCAGAAGGCGAUACCAGAAUAUGAGAAAGCUGAAGAGAUCUUACUGGGUUGUGAGCCAGAAAUUGCUCGACCAGAACUACUCUUGUUAGUUCAAAUUCACCAUGGACAGUGUAUUCUUUUGGAUGGUUUUGGGGAUACAGACUCUUUUAAAGAGCUUGAGGGAGACGAACUUGAGGAAAUUCUAUCAAAAUUAAAGGAUUCUAUAAAGUUAGAUGUUCGACAGGCUGCCGUGUGGAAUACCCUUGGCUUAAUGCUUCUCAAAGCUGGUUGUUUGAUGAGUGCCAUAUCGGUUUUGUCAUCUUUGUUGGCGCUUGUCCCUGACAAUUAUGAUUGCCUUGCAAACCUUGGAGUUGCUUAUCUUCAAAGUGGCGAUAUGGAGCUUGCAGCAAAAUGUUUUCAAGAUUUGGUACUGAAAGACCAUAACCAUCCUGCCGCUUUGAUUAAUUAUGCUGCUGAGCUUCUCUGCAAACACAGUUCAACUGUCGCUGGUGCCGGGGCUAAUGGUGGUACUGGUGCUUCUGAAGAUCAGAAGGCAUGUAUGAAUGUCGCAAAGGAAUGUCUCUUAGCUGCUCUAAGAUCAGAUCCAAAGUCUGCCCAUACGUGGGUGAAUCUUGCUAAUUCAUAUUAUAUGAUGGGUGAUCACAGAAGUUCUAGCAAAUGUUUGGAGAAGGCAGCCAAGCUUGAUCCCAACUGUAUGGCUACUAGAUUUGCUGUUGCUGUCCAACGAAUCAAAGAUGCGGAAAGGUCUCAGGAUGCAAGCGACCAGCUUUCAUGGGCUACCAACGAGAUGGCUUCAGUGAUAAGAGAAGGAGAAUCUGUUCCAAUUGACCCUCCCAUUGCUUGGGCAGGGCUUGCCAUGGCUCACAAAGCACAGCAUGAAAUUGCAGCUGCUUUUGUUUCUGACCGAAAUGAUUUAACGGAGAUGGAAGAGCGGGCAGUGUACAGCUUAAAGCAGGCUAUAACAGAGGAUCCUGAAGAUGCUGUCCGGUGGCACCAGCUCGGUCUUCAUAGUCUCUGUUCUCAACAAUAUAAGGUCUCCCAAAAAUACCUCAAGGCAGCAGCGGGUCGUUCUAGAGAAUGUAGCUAUGUGUGGUCAAAUCUCGGUAUCUCACUACAUUUAUCAGACGAACAUUCAGAAGCCGAGGAAGUAUACAAGCGAGCCUUGGCUGUGUCAACAGAGGAUCAAGCUCACACGAUAUUCUCUAACCUCGGGAACCUUUAUCGACAAAAAAAGCAGUACGAAGUCUCCAAAGCAAUGUUCUCAAAGGCGUUGGAACUCAAACCGGGUUAUGCACCUGCAUACAACAACCUUGGACUUGUGUUUGUGGCUGAACGGAGGUGGGAAGAAGCUAAGUCCUGUUUCGAGAAAUCCCUUGAAGCUGAUUCAUUGCUUGAUGCAGCACAAUCUAACUUGCUUAAAGCCACAACCAUGUCAAGGCUCUGUACUUGCUUCUCUUCUUCAACUGUUGUUCGAGAUUCUUGACGUUCUGUAUUACUUAUUUUGUGGUUUUGUGGGUUCACAAUUUAUCUGUCUUAAAUAGUAUUACUGCAAGAGGCUUUGAAUCUAAAGAAACAUUUGCCUA
Molecule: messenger RNA, 2205 nt
Organism: Camelina sativa (false flax)
Lineage: Eukaryota; Viridiplantae; Streptophyta; Magnoliopsida; Brassicales; Brassicaceae
Molecular function (GO): protein binding
Source: RefSeq, a predicted model, not a curated record